CAACACUGGAUAAAUGAACGUUAUGCUGCCGUUGCAUUGUUGCCACUGAUUCCGGCAGCUCUUAUUUAUCCUAAUUAUGUGCUAGACACUCUGUUGACAACUGCUAUGGUCAUGCACACUCACUGGCGCUUGUCAGGUGUUGCACAGGAUUACAUACAUGGGCAGAUCUUGCCUAAAAUUGCAAGACCCACUGUUCUCCUCAUCACCAUUUUUGCUUUUGGUAGCAUUUGCUAUUUCAACUACACUGACAUUGGUUUCGCAAAUGCAGCAAGAUUGCUAUACACAAAAUUGUAA
Messenger RNA from Helobdella robusta, 294 nucleotides. RefSeq lists its product as hypothetical. Gene Ontology annotation, molecular function: heme binding; ubiquinone binding. The transcript has 2 exons. The annotation marks the transcript as partial. Gene Ontology annotation, biological process: tricarboxylic acid cycle; mitochondrial electron transport, succinate to ubiquinone. NCBI's taxonomy places the organism in Eukaryota, Metazoa, Annelida, Clitellata, Rhynchobdellida, Glossiphoniidae. Gene Ontology annotation, cellular component: mitochondrial envelope; membrane. The record is from RefSeq and is a predicted model, not a curated record.